CCGGCCCCCGCCCCCGGCACGGCGGGCGGGACUGGCAGCGGCGGGAGGCAGCCGGGGCCGCGCCGUGACUCUGCCGCCGCCGAGAGCUCCGGCUUCGCGUCCUCUGCGCUGCGGGAAGAGGGACGGGAAAGAGGGGAGAAAGAAACUUGAGCCGGGCCGACAGCCCGCCCCGCACAGCGCGUCCCCGGCGUGUGGUGGUGGCAGCAGCCGGAGAGCGGGGCAGGAUGGACAAGUACGACGACCUGGGCCUGGAGGCCAGCAAGUUCAUCGAGGACCUCAACAUGUACGAGGCAUCCAAGGACGGGCUCUUUCGAGUGGACAGAGCGGCUGGCAACAACCCGGAGUUCGAGGAGACCCGGCGGGUCUUUGCCACCAAGAUGGCCAAAAUCCACCUCCAGCAGCAGCAGCAGCAGCAGCAGCAGGAGAUGCUGAUGGCCACCGCUUCCCUCAAUGGUGGGGCUGGUUUGGGUGCACCACGGCCCGGCCUGCCCGCACCUCGUGGUGCCAAGCCGCCCCUGGGCUCACCCACCAGCCCGCUGCCCCAGGUGGCAGCUGAGGGCCCUGGCAGCGGGCGAACAGGCACCUGCAGAGCCUUCCCCGUGCCUGGGGAACCACCGUCCCCCAGCUCCCAGGCUGGGCGGCGCAGCUGGGAAGCGGAGCUUCGUGGAGACCCUCAGGAGAACGGUGGUGAUAGCAGGAGGAGCAGCCAGGGCCAAGAGCUGAAGCCAGCCGGGCAGAGGUCCUCCUCCUUCUCACAGGUGCGUGGCCCUGCAGGUCCCUCAGAUGGGGCGCCAGCAGCUGCUCUGCAGCACAGGUCCUCCUUCUCAGCCUCUGCGGCACAGCCCAGCCCCGGGCAUUUGGCCCUCACCGAGCCCUGUGGGCCACAGGCCGGCGUGGAUGGGCCAACCACAGAUGGCGGCCAGCUGUGGUACCAGGGCGGCUCACGGCCCUUCCCACCCAGCUCUGCUCCUGGGGGGCCCAGCAUAGACUACCAGCAAGCUGGCGUCCACCCCAGUCCCACCAGUCAUUUUGUGGCCCAUGGCCACAACCACCGGCCCAACGGCGGCCCCGAGCUGGGUACCUCACACUUGGCAGCAGCACGUGGGCCGUUGACUUCAGAUGCACCAAAGCAGCCUUUCAAGGAGGGCACGAGCAGUCUCCAUCCUGACAGCGGGCACCAGGAGGGCUGCGGCGUGGCCAAGGUGAAGUUGCCCUGCCAGACCCUCCAGCAGCCAGAGCAGGGGCCGUCUGCAGCUGAGCUGAAGCUGGAAGCACUCACUCAGCGCCUGGAGCAGGAGAUGGAUGCGCGGCCCAAGGCUGACUACUUUGGAACCUGCGUGAAGUGCAGCAAAGGGGUGUACGGAGCCAACCAGGCCUGCCAAGCCAUGGGCAACCUCUACCACGACGGCUGCUUCACCUGUGGAGCCUGCAGUCGGAAGCUGAGAGGAAAAGCCUUUUAUUUCGUCAAUGGAAAGGUGUUCUGUGAGGAAGAUUUCCUGUACUCUGGUUUCCAGCAGUCAGCUGACAGGUGUUUCAUUUGUGGUCAUUUGAUAAUGGACAUGAUCCUGCAGGCUCUGGGGAAAUCAUAUCAUCCGGGCUGUUUCCGAUGUGUGGUCUGCAACGAGUGUCUGGAUGGUGUCCCAUUCACUGUGGACACUGAAAACAAAAUCUACUGUGUCAGAGAUUACCACAAAGUUUUAGCUCCAAAGUGUGCAGCGUGUGGGCUUCCCAUUCUGCCCUCUGAGGGGUCUGAUGAGACCAUUCGGGUUGUGUCUAUGGACAAGGAUUACCACGUGGAAUGUUAUCACUGCGAGGACUGUGGGAUGGAACUGAACGACGAAGAUGGCCAUCGCUGUUACCCUCUGGAUGACCAUUUGCUUUGUCACUCCUGUCAUCUGAAACACAUAGAGAAUGGCACAACCCCAGCAGCUGUGUACCAGCAUCACUACUAGCCGACGUGGCUGACAACUGUGUUUGUUUUGUGAUCGCCCUCUCCCCACCCUCCGUUGAUUUCCUGUACCGAACUCUGUCUCCUUGACCAGGAACAUGGCAUGUUUAUCUAAACUGAUUGGUUUAUUCUUAUGUGCCUUUUUCUGCUACUUGGAGGUUCUUUUGGGCUCGUAUUGGAAACUUCUUCAGUGAAAGCACAACUUGCUGUCAUGCCAACGAACUCAGAUGAUGCCAUGCACAAUUAAAAGGCCAGAGGCUGGCCUGCCUGCUGGGAAUGUUCCAUCAACCUACUAAGUGAUUCCUGACAAGCACAUUUCAUCACACUCUCCAAAGGACGUCGAAUUAUUAAUAGGAGGAUUAAGACACUCUCUUAGUAAUAUUUUAGGAAAGGAAAAUAAAGGAGUCUUUGCAAAACAGUGUGCUAAGAGCUCCCCCUGAAUUCCCUGAACUCUGGUAUAUCAGGUGUGGCUGUAGAAGCACCAGCUCUCCAAGCACAACCUCUGACAGUAUCCCAUUUUGAACACAAUGAGAAACUGAAACGAGCUGGGCUAAGCCACUGUGGUGACUGGAUGUGAGCUGCUGCUCUAAUGUCACAGCAACACACAGGGGCCCAUCUGCUUUGCCACGGUGUGCAUGUUUGGAACGGCUGGGAUGCUGUUAGUAUGGAUGCGAGGGAAAUCCAUCCCUGCUCUUGCUCUCAGAGCUCACUUUGGAAAUGAAGUUCUCUAUGUAAAGAUAUUUGACUGGUGUUUGCAUGGUUUGUGCCCACAGCUCAGCCCCGGCCUGGCCGCUCCUUAGUGUUUGCUCAGCACAAAGCCAUUUUAUAGUGGUGCUUAUUUAGAGCUCUGGGAACGAGCUCAAGAUGAUUCUAAAGGCUUUGUUACAGUGGGAUUUAGAGUCCAGUCCCACAACCUGGACUCACAUCGGUCCAGCCACUAUAACACUAUAAACAGAUUUGCUCACAUUAAUAAUAUCAACUUAUCGGAGCAAGGGGCUGGAGAGUUUGGCUCUUUUUGUCUGUCAUACAGCCCCAGUUUGCAGUGCAGUGUCUCACAGGAGCCUCCUGCAAAGCAGUGGAAAGUUUGGCCUCCGCUUUCACGCAGUGUCUGGUUACUGUGACAGCCUCCCCCUGCUCCCCAGCACCAGGAGAUGCGGGCUGUCCUACUUCCAGGUGUGAGGCGCUGUGUAAAUUAUUAAGUGUGAACGCUCCCCUCCUGUAUGUACUGAGCACUGGAAGUGACGGUGUGAAGCUGUGGAGAACCGAGUGUCGGGGUUCAUGGUUCUGAAGGCACCUCAGCACAGCUCUGUUGGUGCCGCUGGGUGUUUAUACUACAUGUAGGCCGGCAGCAGCGGCCUGGCCCGUGUGAUUUCAGUGAUUAAAGACAGUACUGCGAA
Coturnix japonica (Japanese quail) is the source of this 3345-nucleotide messenger RNA. RefSeq names its product LIM domain containing 1 (gene LIMD1). The record is from RefSeq and is a predicted model, not a curated record. NCBI's taxonomy places the organism in Eukaryota, Metazoa, Chordata, Aves, Galliformes, Phasianidae. Gene Ontology annotation, molecular function: transcription corepressor activity. Gene Ontology annotation, biological process: regulation of DNA-templated transcription; response to hypoxia; negative regulation of hippo signaling. Gene Ontology annotation, cellular component: transcription regulator complex; nucleus; adherens junction.